AUGCCCGCCAAGACGAUCUCGCCCGAAGAGCGGGUGGCCAUCGGUAUCGCCUUUGGCAACUCGUACAGCUCCAUCGCCUGCACCGUCGACGGCAGCCCCGUGGUUAUUGCCAACGAGGAUGGUGACCGUCAGAUCCCGACUGUCCUUUCAUACGUCGAUGGCGAGGAGUACACCGGCAACCAGGCCAAGGCCUUCCUCAUCCGCAACGCCAAGAACACUGUUGUGUCUUUCAAGGACUUCCUUGGCAAGGAGUUCAAGGCGAUCGAUCCUACCCACUGCCACGCGGCUGCCCACCCCCAGGCUGCUGGUGACAGCAUAUCAUUCACCGUCCAGGACAAGGCCGAGGGCGAUGCCUCUACCCUGACAGUAUCCGAGAUCACAACAAGAUACCUGCGCCGCCUGGUACAGUCCGCCUCCGACUACCUCGGAAAGACUGUCAACUCUGCUGUCAUCUCUGUCCCCACCAACUUUUCCGAGAAGCAGCGCGAUGCCCUGAUCAAGGCUGCCAACGAUGCCGACAUCGAGGUCCUCCAGCUCAUCAACGAGCCCGUCUCUUCGGUCCUCGCUUACGACGCCCGCCCCGAGGGUGAGGUCAAGGACAAGAUCGUUGUUGUCGCCGAUCUCGGUGGCUCUCGCUCAGAUGUUGCCGUCAUUGCCUCGAGAGGCGGCCUCUACACCAUCCUCGCUACCGUCCACGACUACGAGUUCCACGGCCUCGCUCUUGACAAGGUUCUGAGGGACCACUUCGCCAAGGAGUUCAUGAAGAAGAACAAGGAUGUCGACCCUCGGGAAGACACCAGGGGUCUGGCCAAGCUCAAGGCCGAGUCCGAGUCUGCCAAGAAGGCGCUCAGCAUCGGCACCAACGCCAGCUUCAGCGUGGAGAGCUUGGCCGAGGGCAUCGACUUCCAGACCACCAUCAACAGGCUUCGGUACGAGACCAUUGCCCGCAAGGUCUUUGAGGGCAUCACCCGCCUCGUCGAGAGCGUCAUCAAGAAGGCCGAGCUCGACGUCCUCGACAUUGACGAGAUCAUCUUGUCCGGCGGCACCGCGCACACUCCCCGCAUCGCCAACAACUUCCGCGCCAUCUUCCCCGAGUCCACCGCCAUCCAGGCGCCCUCGACGAACCCCAGCGCUCUGAACCCCUCGGAGCUCCAGGCCCGUGGCGCCGCUCUCCAGGCCUCUCUGAUCCAGGAGUACGAGUCCGAGGACAUUGAGCAGUCCACACAUCCUGCCGUCGGCACUGUCAAGCACAUCACCAACGCCAUCGGCGUCGUCUCCGUCGAGGACGGCGACGAGGUCUUUGUCCCCGUCAUCGCCCCGGAGACCGCCGUGCCCGCCAGGCGAACAAUCCACAUCGCCGCCCCCAAGGAGGGCGGCGACGUCCUCGUCAAGAUCGUCGAGGGUAACACGCACAUCAAGGUCACCAAGCCGGAAGCCACACCCAAGGAGAACGGCACGAAGGACGACGAGGACUCGGACGAGGACUCCGACUUCGACUCGGACGACGAGGAGCCCGAGGAGCUCCGCGAGAAGGUGUGGAAGAUUGGCACCACCCUGGCCGAGGGCGCCAUCAAGGGCGUCAAGAAGGGCGGCAACGUCGAGGUCACCAUCACUGUUGCCGGCGACCUCGGCGUCACCGUCACGACAAGGGAAGUCGGCGGCAAGGGCGGCAUCCGGGGCACCAUCAAGGCCCCUUAG
Messenger RNA from Microdochium trichocladiopsis, 1698 nucleotides. Its product is annotated as Hsp70 protein-domain-containing protein. The coding region runs from base 1 to 1698 and encodes 565 amino acids. Gene Ontology annotation, cellular component: cytosol; nucleus. The record is from RefSeq and is a predicted model, not a curated record. The transcript has 2 exons. Lineage: Eukaryota; Fungi; Ascomycota; Sordariomycetes; Xylariales; Microdochiaceae. Gene Ontology annotation, molecular function: ATP-dependent protein folding chaperone; ATP binding. Gene Ontology annotation, biological process: protein folding.